AAUUUGCAGACUCCAGAGGAAUCAAGAAUUAUGAAGAGAUCAGUCUCGGAAUAUUCAGUGCAGAGUUGAUCAUGUCCUCAAAAUAUGCCAAAGUGCAAACCUUUUUGAAACAGAAUGGUUUGUUGGUAGGAAAUGUAGCAGGUGCGAUUGUGGGGCUGAUAUGUGGGUUCAUAAUUAAGCAGUUGGACCCAUCGCCAGUCACCCGAGACUUGGUGGCAUACCCAGGAGAGAUUGUAAUACGGGGUCUCCAACUCUUAGUUUUACCCGUGGUUUUCUGCAGCCUCGUUUCUGGAUCCGCGAGUCUCAACGUGAAGGCGAAUGGAAAGCUCGCAGCUCGAACUUUCUCAUAUUUCCUGGUCACCUCUCUUUUCAACGCCGUGAUGGGAAUCUUCCUCGCCAUCAUUAUCCAUCCGGGGGGAUCUGCCAUUAGGAGCGAACUGCAGAGCUACUCCACCGUUGGGGUCAUAGAAGAAAGAGAAAACACCCUGUUGGACAACUUUCUAGACCUGGGCAGAAAUUUUGUGCCGUCCAAUAUUAUUUCUGCAUUUUUUGAACAAACUACGACGCUAUACACUCCAAAGCCAGGUGGGGUUGAUGCUUUCACCAAAACCUUGGUGCCCAGGCGUGGAUGGAAUGCCCUUGGCGUAAUAUUUUACGCUCUCAUCCUCGGAAGUGUCAUGUCCACUCUCGAAGAGAAAGCCAAACCUCUACUGCAAAUUUUCUCUGCCUUUGACACUGUAAACAUGAAAAUGAUCACCACGUUCAUUUGGGCCACCCCCGUCGGUGUGGCAAGUUUGAUUUGUUCCAAGGUUCUCGAAGUAUCCGACAUUGGAGCGCUGUUCACUUCCCUUUUGACCUUCAUCUUCACUGUCGCAAUUGGAUUGGCACUUUAUCAAUUCGUUAUAAUGCAGCUCAUUUAUUUCAUUGUGCUCAAGAAAAAUCCUUUCGAGUUUUACUUGUCAGUUUUGCCAGCAGCCAUCACAGGCUUUGCUGUGGAUUCUUCGUCGAUUGCAAUGCCCGUGACGUUGCAAUGUUUGGACGAAAAGGCAAAAGUGGACCCACGCGUCUCGCAUUUUGUCGUCCCAAUCGGGGUCACGGUCAACAUGGAUGGCACCGCUCUUUUUAUCAGCAUCGCUUCCAUUUUCAUUGCACAAAUGAACCAGAUCGAUCUGAGCAUUGGAUCUUACGUCAACAUUUGUAUUACAGCCACGCUUGUCAGCAUUGCAGCUUCCGGCGUCCCAAGCGCCUCGUUGACUCUGAUUUUUAUUGUGUUGCACACAAUCAACGCUCCAGUUCAUGAUGUUGGCCUUUUAUUGGCGAUCGAUUGGCUCGUAGAUCGUCUCAGAACUACAAAUAAUAUUCUUGGCGAUUGCUAUGCUGCUGCUCUGGUUGAACACUGGUCAAAAGAUGAAUUGAAGCAAAUGGAUGAUAGGGACGUUCAAAACGGCAUUCCAGCAGACUCUCCAAAGUUGAAUGAUGGGGUGGGAUUAGCUUAGGAUUAGUUGUUUCAAGAUAAUUAAGAUUAGAAAGUAGCACCAGGAUGCAAAACCUACAUAAUAUGAAUACGGACCUUAGAUUCCUAAGUACCCCUGUUGCUGAAUUAUGCAAAAUUUGAGUGCAAUUUUUUGUAAUGAAUACGAAAAUGUAUUUUACGGUUUUUAUUGCAAGCUACAAUUUAAAGCUAAUUCAAUAUAUGUAUCCUACAACUAUGAAAGUUACGCAUCCAAAAUAAAUGCACUGACAUAGGUUAUACUUGCUAAUAAAAUAAUACACA
This is a messenger RNA of Folsomia candida, 1774 nucleotides long. RefSeq names its product excitatory amino acid transporter. The transcript has 9 exons. Bases 72 to 1496 code for a protein of 474 amino acids. The record is from RefSeq and is a predicted model, not a curated record. NCBI's taxonomy places the organism in Eukaryota, Metazoa, Arthropoda, Collembola, Entomobryomorpha, Isotomidae. Gene Ontology annotation, cellular component: plasma membrane. Gene Ontology annotation, biological process: L-glutamate transmembrane transport. Gene Ontology annotation, molecular function: glutamate:sodium symporter activity; L-glutamate transmembrane transporter activity; neutral L-amino acid transmembrane transporter activity.